CCCGCGUCACACUUUAGGCGGGAGCCCAGCGUGCUGUUGUUCAAAUAAUCAAAUCACAUAGCACCUGUUAACUGUUAACUUGUAAUUAGCACUGAUUAGCACCAUGUCGGAGCAGCCAGAGGGCGAAGGAGUUUUUAAUCGUCUUUUUAAUGCUGCAGCCCGUGCAAGACAGGAGCUGGCAGUGAGAAAUGAUGAUUCAUUACUUUCCACAACAAGACGACUAUUUCGCCGGCAAGUUAAUCGAGUUGGGGGAGGAUCUGGUGGCCGCAGGGAAAACCCUAUUUGGCAUGCAAAACUUUUCCUCCUUCCAGGGCCAGAUAAUGGUGUUCUGCCCCCCACAAUAGAACUUGAGGGACUGGCUAAACAUGGAUUAGGAAAACCGGUGCAUGAGUCAGCAGAGGCCGGACGCACCAACUCAAAGAUUGGGUUAAACUGGAGUUUAUCUGAAUUGAACAACUUUGUUUGCCAAAGCUACCCUCGCAUCAGUUUAAAUUUGGUAGGCUUUGAAUUGGCAAGGACAGGUAAAGGACGUAAGAUCCAGAAAUUACAAGUUAGUUCUGUGAAGGAACUAAAAGCAGUUGUUGGCAAAAGCAGACUUUACAUUGUGCCACGAGCCACUGUCUUGCAGGUAACAUCACCACCCUCUGCCAUGUCCCAGAAUUCAUUACCACCACUCGCAGCUCCAGCAGUAGAGACCUCACAAGUGGUUUCAGAUCAGGUGGCAUCCACAUCCUCUGCCAUAUACAUUAAUUCAUUCCCACCGCUCUCAAUUGCUCCAGUACAAGAUGAGACUGUGCCUAUGGCUGAGAGGACCCAAGCUCAAAGUGUGGUUUCAAAUCAGGCUCUUCAAGAAUGGCGAGCAAUACGUGCCCAGCAAGACCAGGAGUAUGAUAAAAGCUUUUUAGUGGAUCAGGAGAAGGAGAGGAAGAAACUAGCCUAUCAGGCCUGUGAGGAAAAGACGUCGAAAGGUUUGUGUUUGUAA
Molecule: messenger RNA, 982 nt
Organism: Xyrauchen texanus (razorback sucker)
Lineage: Eukaryota; Metazoa; Chordata; Actinopteri; Cypriniformes; Catostomidae
Exons: 7
Coding region: 104-982 (292 amino acids)
Source: RefSeq, a predicted model, not a curated record